CCUGCAAAUGCCCGCCGAACCACUUGAUCGCCAUAGCAUUUGACGGACACUUGCUUCCACAUUCGCACGACUACAACAGUCGACGCCGCACCAACCUCGCCCAACAUGAGCCAGCUCCAGAUGGACCACGAACACCAUCACCAAGAACCAUUUGAAGACCAUACAGGAUGGCAUGAGAAUGGCCCAUAUCCGCAUCACUCGUCGCCGGUGCAAGAUUUCAAUGGCUUCCACGCCUAUACACCGAUGCCAAUGGAGCCCAUCUAUGGGAAUGGCAUGCACCCACCACACCCUUCACAUCCACCACCUAGAUCUACACAUCAACAACUUCAGCCCUUGAUCAUGCCUCAGUGGCCCAGCAUGUUGACCAGCCAGUCAACAUACCAGCCCUCGAUCUUCCCUUCUGCGCCCGUACCAAUUACACCGGCAUCAGCGACUCCCGUCUCGGCAACAUCGACACAUUCGAGGACAUCAUCAACACCCCGAAAGACCUUGACUGACCAGGAUCGUCGCCGGAUGUGUCAGUACCACGAGGACAACCCUACUGUCAAGCAGACCGAAAUUGGAGCAAUGUUUGGCGUCGAGCGAAGUACCGUCUCGAAAGUGUUGCGACAGAAAGAGAAGUACCUUUACCAGGACGAUGGCAGCCGUUCACCCAUCAGGAAGUCGAAGGGGAAGCUCCCUGACAUUGAGCGAGCACUCUCCAACUGGGCCAGGAAUCAUCAGAGGCAAGGCUACCAGCUUACCGACUCAAUCAUUCGGGACAAGGCACGCUUCUUCGCACAGACUGUGGGAAAUUCCGAAAGCCAUCUGAAGGCAAACAGCACCAGUUGGCUAGAGAAGUUCAAGCAGAAGAACCAUCUAAUGGGCGCAAAGUCACGCAAAGGCUCGAUAGCAGAAGAGUCGGAAGGCACAUCGAAUCCUCCUUCUAAUGCGCAAACACCUGGAGCUCUUUCACCCAUAUCCCCUGAUGACGAUUCUCCUAUUCCGAAUCUGGCGGUCAAGAAGAGCGAGGACAGCUUGAAGACUGAAAGCCCUGACACUUACGACUUCUCGGGUCGACGACCUUACAACUCUCAAAGCAGCACCUCUUUGUCUACUGUCUUCACUGAACAAGGACCCACAAGCCCUACUUCGCUGGCAUCGCCGUUCUUUACGCCGGACUCAGCAUGCGGGCCUAAUUCAUUCAUUGGCAACCGUCAGGCUUCCAAUGGGCAGCCAGGGAGCAACGGCUUCCAGCGGCCACGGAGUCAGACGUUCCCCCUGUUGGUAGGUGUCGAACAAUACGCAUCACCGCCAGCGUCGUCAGAUGCGAUGACUCCAAAGUACAUCAGCAGCACUGCGCUCGAUUCGCCCCUGGCAGAGAUGAGCGAUCCGUUAGCCACAAUCGACGAGGCGAUGUCCAUAUCACCUACCCAGGUUUCCAACUCGAUGCAGCCCCCACCUCUACCAACUACCUCACCUGGAGGUAUUAGGGGAACAGGUUCGCCGGUCUCACCUUCCCAGGAGGAGGCUGCACGCGCUUUGGAACUGGUCAUGAGCUUCUUCAAAUCACAGUCGGGUGACUUUGCGGUUGCGCCUGAAGAGUACAUGACGAUUGGCAAGCUAAUGGAGAAGCUGCGAAUCAAGAACCGAUCAGAGAGCAUGCCAUCGGGCCUUCGACGCGCGUCAGAGCCUGAUUACACCGUCACCAAGCUAGAAACUGUCGACGUUUUACACUAGCCAACAGCGUCGCUGAAGACGAUACUCGUUGCAUCGCACUGAGCGGCACAACACACGAAAACAAUGCACAGCCACAAGACUACUAUUAAUACGUUGGAAAGACGACACUACACUAUUUUAUUUUCAUCACGGACCAAAAGAAGGAAAAUU
Molecule: messenger RNA, 1869 nt
Organism: Macroventuria anomochaeta
Lineage: Eukaryota; Fungi; Ascomycota; Dothideomycetes; Pleosporales; Didymellaceae
Exons: 3
Coding region: 106-1719 (537 amino acids)
Cellular component (GO): nucleus
Molecular function (GO): DNA binding
Source: RefSeq, a predicted model, not a curated record